AUGGAUUCCGACACCGCUUCGGAGUCAUCUUCCAUAGGGGAUGUGGUGGAGGACACUCGCCGCCGCGGUCGAGAGUUCACUGGCAAGAUCAUCGCGUCCUCUUGGCCCAUCCGUGUGGCCCUGUCUUGUGUCAGCCAAGAAGGACUGCAGCCCUGGCAGAGUUGCCUGCAGCCCGAGGAGCCGUGGCCGAUGCCAACAAGUUUCGCGACAUGCAUGAAAAUGGAUGGUUUGCUGGAGACCUUCAUGGAGACGAACUUGGAGCCUCUCCAAAAAUACCGGCGUGGCGAACACCGGCCUCCGGUCAAUGUCUUCCGCUCAGCUGCCAUUGCAGAGAUUGAGGAGGCCCCUGAGGGGUGCCGAAUCGCAGAAGUGAUGUUCUUCAAUGACAGCUUCUUCCGCAACGUGUUGCCGCACUUCUUCACAGACGCGACAGCCAUGGCUGUUUGGGCCAGGCACAUCUCCAAGCCAAAGGUCGGAAUCAGCGCAACCCAUUCACUUCUUCGACAGGUUUCUUGCCCAGCAGAGGACGGUCCGGGCAUGAUCGAGUGGCUCUACGACCUCUUCGUAGCCUUUCAGGCUGUUCGUUAUUCACCCAACGGCGAGGCAUUGGAUUGCCUAGAUGCCGAUGUCGAGGUAGACCAUGCGUCCAUGACCUUGGGAGACUUGGUCAAAGUUGGCUCACACGCUUACAUGAUUGGGAUCGACGGUAUUUACCGUCUGCAGCUUGAUGAUCCGGAGCCGAGCGCUGUCAGGGUGGAGGAGUUCUUCGCGAUCCAAGAGCAGCAGGGAGUCCAUUUGGAAGAAGGUGACCAAAGUACGUCCCCUACCUCCACUUCAGACGCGACAGGCAGUUCAGCCAUGGAUGAAAGCGAGGAUGACGAAGAGCUCAAAAGACACUAUGCCAUGUACAUGGCACCCGAUGAAUCGUGGUGGUGCAGGCCCAAGGACAGAAGGGGGCUUCGUACUGAGCUCAGCCAGCGCCGCGCUGCUAUGGAAGCAGGGCAAGCCUCCCAGAACAAGGACAAGUACAACAGCAAGACAAAGACUAAGAAGCAUUGGCAGCCCAAAUUCUUGCGCAGCAGCUGA
Messenger RNA from Symbiodinium pilosum, 1086 nucleotides. The record is from the annotation of a GenBank genome assembly. Lineage: Eukaryota; Dinophyceae; Suessiales; Symbiodiniaceae.